AUGACGUCACAAAGUUCCAAGAAUAAUGACAAUUCAAGCUUGUCGGUGGACGAGGGGUCGGGCCUCCAGACAGCUCCCAAAACACCCGCGCUGGUCAUAAGAGAUCUCUCUGAAUAUGAAGACCUGUCAAAGGAUCUUCGAAAUGAUACUGAACUACGAAAAGAGUUUUUGGCGACAUUCACAGCUGAAGAAGAGAAAGCGAUUAUGAGAAAAGUAGACAAUUGUUUUCUCAUUCUCAUUGGUUUCAUGUUCAUGUUCAAAAAUAUUGAUUUCUCAAAUGUGAGCAUUAUUAAAACAAUGCAGGCAGGGACUCCAAACAACAUCAUGGCCGAGUUGGGGUUCACUCCAGACGCCUAUAACUGGGUUGGGACUAUCCAAGGAAUUCCAUAUAUUAUAUUUGAGCUACCUAGCAACCUUCUGCUCAAGUGGAUGACGCCCCAUUCCAUGGAGUCACGCAUCUUCUUGACGUGGGGCAUUGCCACGGCGUGUUGUGCAGCUGUCCAAACAACCAGUCAGCUGCUCGCGUGUAGAUGGCUUGUUGGAAUGUUUGAAGCGGGGAUGUUUCCAGGCGUCAUUACCACACUAUCUUACUGGUAUCGAACUGAUGAAGUCGGUCGACCAAUACUAUGGUUCUUUUGGAUCUCCCAAUUCUCAACUAUAGUCGGUUCCCUUAUCUGCUACGGCGCAAGUUACAUGGAUGGUUUACGCGCGCUAAGCGGAUGGAGAUGGGCAUUUAUCCUAGAAGGUGUUGCUACAAUCAUUUUCGCGGGCAUUAUCUUCUUCCUACUUCCUGAUUUUCCUAAAUCGCCUCGCAGUAGCAAGUGGCUUACGCCCAGGGAGCAGCAAUUUAUCGAAGCACGCCUUCCACCGAAUGCACCAGCCACUGGCGACCCGAGCUGGAAGACCAAAGAUGCAUGGGUGGCCUUCAAAAGCCCGACGACUUGGGCGUUCCUCUUUGACCAGACGCUGAUGAAUCUCUCUCUGUACGCCUUGAAUUGGUACAUGCCGACAAUCAUUGCUGGGCUGGGAUUUGCGAAGCUUCCUGCCAGUCUGCUGCUCAAUAUUCCUCCAGCUUUUGCAGCAAUUUUGGCCAUGGUGCUUUGUGUGCUUGUAACAUCCCGUGCUUUGGCUCCAAGACCGCUGCUAUGUGUGUUUGUUGUUUUAGGAUCUAUCAUAUGUUACAUUCUCUUCUUCACAGUAAGCGGAUCAGGUGGACUGUACGCAGCAUGCAUACUGAGUCAGUUCUUUACGUCUUCUUAUUACGUGCCAUACUGGUCCUGGAGAACAUCUAUCAUGUCGGGCUCGACCGGAGCCGCGUUCGCUAUUGGCCUACAAAGCAGUGUUGCUCAGCUCGGUGCCGCGAUUGGACCUCAGUUCUUUCAGCAGAAAUGGGCAAGCGACCGAUAUCGUAACAGCUUCCUGAUAGGCACUGCAAUCACGCUGGCAGCUUUGGUUACAAAUCUCUGGACAUGGUGGCUGACCCGUGACAUUGAGCGCCGAGUCAACCAGGUUCGAAAGGCCACUUUGAAAGCACGGAGGGAGGGUAAAGCAUACACUGGUAAUGAGGAUAUAGAUGUUUUAGGUGAUCGAAAGAUCAAGAGUAAUUCUUGGUGGUGA
Messenger RNA from Clonostachys rhizophaga, 1617 nucleotides. The record is from the annotation of a GenBank genome assembly. NCBI's taxonomy places the organism in Eukaryota, Fungi, Ascomycota, Sordariomycetes, Hypocreales, Bionectriaceae.